AUGGAGACGACCGCAAGCAUCAUAGCAGUCACCCAGCUAUGUGAAAAGGUGAUCAAAUACAUCAUUGCCGUAUCCGGAGCCAAGGAAGUAAAACAUCGCCUCCGCUCACAGGUCCGAGCCUGCAGUAAUCUGCUACUUCAGCUGCAAGACGACGUAGCAGACUCCGACGAACUCGAAGAGUGGUCCAAGACUCUGAAGUUACUCUCUACUCCGCUUGCGCGCCUUCAGGAGGCUUUAAGCCUGGCAGCCGUCGCUUUAUCUACCCGAGAUGGCAUUGUCGAGAAGUUGGGAUGGCCUUUUAGGGAGAAAGACGUGGAGAAGCUGAUCGAGGCGAUUAAGUGCGAGAUGGAUAUGGUGACUUUCGCUCUUCAUAACAAUGCGACAUCACUACUCAUCGAGAUCAACACUAGUUCAAAGCGCAAUGAACAACAUCUCACCUACGUAAAAUCCGCUCUGGGUUUAUACGUCGAGAAAACCCAUUCCACGCUGCGAAGCAUCAAUGGCGAGCUGGUAUCAAUACAAACAACCCAAAAUGGCGUUCGAGGCAGAGUCGAAGAGCUGCACGAUCGUCAGGAUACGGAAGAGGCUAUGAGAGAACGUCAGCGGAUCUUUGACUGGCUCACACCCAUCGACCACGCUUCAGAUCAGCGGGACGCCAUUAGUCGGCGGCAACCAGGUACCGGUGGAUGGCUGUUGCACUCACAGACCUAUAAAGACUGGCUCAGCACUGAUAAUCGCACUUUGUUUUGCCCUGGUAUUCCAGGAGCUGGAAAGACAGUCUUCGCCUCCAUUAUCAACGCUGACUUGCAAGAACGUUAUCAUCAUGACCCUACGGUUGGCUUGGCUCACCUGUUCUGCAAUUACAGACGUCAUAGCGAGCAGACACUAGAAGCCCUACUCUCAGCUCUUCUCAAACAGCUCGUCGAACAUCAAGUUCCGUUACCAGAAUGCGUCGUCGAUUUUCACAAGAAACCACCGCCAAAAGGAACUCUAGAUCGAAUCGAAGCUACCAUGGUGACACUAAAGUCAGUAGCGGCAACAUACUCACGAGUGUUUAUAGUGGUAGAUGCUCUCGAUGAAUGCUCUACAUCUCAUGGCUGCCGCACAACGCUACUGUCAAGUAUCCAAAGCUUACAAAAGCAAUGCCACAUCAACCUACUCGCUACGUCGCGUUUCAUACCAGAGAUUACCGAGAAGUUCAAGACAGCCUGUCACUUGAAGAUUCAAGCAGACAACAACGACGUGCGGAGGUAUCUCUCAGAGAACAUGACUCGCCUCCCUGGUUUCGUGCAAAGAGAUGAAGUAUUGCAGGAAGAGGUUGUGUCAAAGAUCGUGGAGGCAGUGCGCGGGAUGUUUCUCUUGGCUAAGCUGCAUCUUGACUCUCUCAUCGGAAAGAGGGCCGUAAAAGCAGUCAAAUUCACCUUGAGAAGACUCGCUACUGGGUCGGAAGCCUAUGAUUCUGCAUACGAUUCAGCGAUGAAAAGGAUAGAAGGCCAAUUCGCUGAUCAGACGGAGCUCGCUAAGCAAGCGUUGGCAUUCCUUACUUGCGCCCAACGACCCCUGUCUACACGGCAACUGAGAGAAGCUCUAGCUGUAGAAAUCGGGAAACCGGAAUUGGACCCAGAUAAUUACCCAGAUAUCGAGGAUGUUCUAGCUUCAUGUGUUGGUCUAGUAACCGUGGAUGAUAACAGCGGCAUCAUUCGGCUCGUUCACUACACGACACAAGAAUACCUAAAGCGCACACUGGAUCAAUGGUUUCCGGAUGCGCAGGCCAUGAUAACAAACGUCUGUACCUCUUACCUGUCUUUAGAUCGAUACGGCAACCCCAACAAUCCGGGUCCCUUCGCAAACCAUGUAUGCCUGGAGGACAUCACCGUGACGCUCAUCCAGCAGGGAUCCGAUCUGGACUCAAGAAAUGAAUUUGGUCGAACUCCUCUUACUUGGGCCGCAUCGAAGGGCAAUAAGAGACUCACUGAUAAGUUGGUGGCAUACAAUUCGCCAAUAGAUGCGCGCAUCGAUGAGAACAAUCGGUUUGCGGGGUGUACCGCACUACAUGUCGCCGCGAUCUUGGGUCACACCAGUAUCGUUGAGCUCCUUCUUGAACGUGGAGCAGCAGUCAACUCGAAAGACGUUGACGAUGCAACGCCCUUGUACAAUGCGGUCAAGCAUCGGAGGACUGAGAUUGUAAAAAUCUUGAUUGAAGCGGGAGCUGAUCGGACAUGCACAAGCAAAAGGCUUUGGCGACCGCUUCUAACCGAAGCAAUUCACUGGACGCCCAAACUCGAGAUAGUCCAGCUUCUCUUGGAUGCCGGCGUGGAUGUCAACGAACGCCAGGACAAGAUCUUGAGGACGGCACUGUUCUACGCCGUUCAAUACGAUAAAGGAGAAAGAAUUGUCCGAAUGUUGCUCGAAGCCGGCGCUGAUCCCAAUAUCGCUUCCCGCAGUGGACGAACUCCACUCAUCCUCGGGAUUAUGCGUUAUCAUCAAGACGAAAGCAUCGCCCUGGCCAAAUUACUGCUUGAUGCUGGGGCAGAUAUCGAUAUCCAGGACAGGUACGGAUAUACCGCAUACCAAUGGACUAGGAAGUAUCAUCUGUCCAAGACAGGGCAGUAUUUGCUUGAGCGUGGGGCCAAUCCAGAGCUGGGCUCUCAACGCCGCCCUGGUUCUGCAGUUCCUUCAGGCGACUAG
Messenger RNA from Alternaria novae-zelandiae, 2688 nucleotides. RefSeq lists its product as uncharacterized. The transcript is spliced from 3 exons. Gene Ontology annotation, molecular function: protein binding. The record is from RefSeq and is a predicted model, not a curated record. The coding region runs from base 1 to 2688 and encodes 895 amino acids. Lineage: Eukaryota; Fungi; Ascomycota; Dothideomycetes; Pleosporales; Pleosporaceae.